Messenger RNA from Melampsora larici-populina 98AG31, 1335 nucleotides. RefSeq lists its product as uncharacterized. Gene Ontology annotation, molecular function: alpha-(1->6)-fucosyltransferase activity. Gene Ontology annotation, biological process: protein N-linked glycosylation. NCBI's taxonomy places the organism in Eukaryota, Fungi, Basidiomycota, Pucciniomycetes, Pucciniales, Melampsoraceae. The coding region runs from base 1 to 1335 and encodes 444 amino acids. The transcript is spliced from 6 exons. The record is from RefSeq and is a predicted model, not a curated record.
AUGUCAAUUUACCCGCCAAGAUACAUGCACAUUGACGUUCUGUUUGCGAAUGAGAAGACUUUUCGUAAAAGUAGGAAUAUUUUCCUAACACCUGAUGUUUAUAGAAAUAGUGAUCAACAGAAUAAUAUGCCAAGAAUAAGGAUAGGCGUCAGGCACGAAGAGGACAGAUCCGUUGCUGAUCCUACAACACUCCCCAAUUGUAGUAGAACUCUUCUUUACAAAUUUGUUAACCCAUAUGGAAUGGGGUCUGAAUUAGGUAUCUAUAGUAUGGCUGCGGUCGUAGCCUCAGCCUUCAAUUACACAAUCAUCAUAGAUGAUUCUGCUUGGGUAUAUGGAAGACUAGAGGACACAACACGCACCUUGUUUGAGAAUGUCGGGUGGGACCAACCGGAUCAUGUCUACGUAGAUUGGGACGAUAUGGGUCGUAAAGGGAUCACACAAUAUCUAUUGGGACUAGUCGAUCGCCGUACACUUAAUAUACAUUCUGUCUGGAACCUUAUAAAUCAUCGAGAACAAAGAACGGUCUUACCUGCAACUCAAAAUCUACAUUACUCCAUGAAGUCAUUAUUUGAUGCAAGAUCAGAAGCGUUACGACGUAUUUGGCGACCCAACAAGAGGAUCUUGGAUGAAAUAAUCUCCAUGAAAAAGGAUCUCAAUGACAAAAUGAUAGAAUCCCUCAAUUCGGAAAGUCGGAAAUCGAUUUCAAAAUCAUCUAUCCUCAACUUUGGUCUAGAAUCACCUAUGUCAAGAAGAUUAAUUUCUAUACAUUUCAGAUUAGGAGACAAGAAAGUAGAACAUGAAAGUUGGACGCCUUCAGCCAAGAUAGGAUUAGUAUCCUCCUUUGCAAAACCCAAACCAUUCUUUGACAUCGUUAGGUCUUUUGUACCUAAUUGGAAAACCUCUGAAGACUUACCUGCGGUCUUUGUUUUUUCAGAUGAUGCAAAGACCGCAAUAAGCACAUUUGAAGAUUAUCAAUCUUUUUAUUAUCCUUCCCAACGUUUUCCCUUGCUAAGCUCUCCCAAAGGUGGAGAGCUUGCUGAUGGUGGUCAUAAUCAAGAAAUGUUUGACAAAGCACCACUCGAGCUCAGACAAAAUCUUACAGUCGCAUUGAUUAGGGACAUGACCUUUGCUGUCGAUAACUCUGAAGCUGUCGUCUGUAGCUCUGAUGCCAUUGGGCCAGAGGCAUCAAUCCGGAGUGUGGACUUGCGAUGGCAUCCAACUGCAUUGGCAAAUGAGUUUACCGAGAUGGGUCUGGACAUGAUCAAGAAUCGAACAGAAAUUUUAAAAAUGGCGCCUAUCUUGGCAGCUGAAGAAAAUAAUUAUAUAGAUCUUUGA